UUAAACCAAACACACAGUUCAAAAAUAUACAAUCGACAAUGUAUCGUUCAGCCUACCAAAAAGGUUUCCUUACCGUGCUUUAUAGCGUGGGCAGUUCGCCCCUGAAUAACUGGUCCUCCUAUACCAAAAACGGGUACAUCAAGCGAAUCUACGAUGAGGACAUCAAGUCCCUAGUGCUCGAGAUCAUGGGCUCAAAUGUGUCCACUACUUUUAUACACUGCCCCAGCGAAUGCAAGGAGCAGCUGGGCAUCAAGCUGCCCUUCCUCGUACUCCUGAUAAAGAACAUGCACAAGUACUUCUGCUUCGAAGUUAAGAUUCAAGACGAUCAGCGCUUCAUGCGCCGCUUCCGGGUGUCCAAUUUCCAGAGCAAGACCUCUGUGAAGCCCUUUUGCACGGCCAUGCCGAUGGGCAUGUCUCCAGGCUGGAACCAGAUCCAGUUCAACCUGGCCGACUUCACGCGACGUGCUUAUGGGUCCAAUUAUCUGGAGACCGUCUCCUUGCAGCUGCAUGCCAACGUUCGUAUCCGGCGCAUUUACUUCGCCGAUAAGCUCUACACAGAGGCAGAGUUGCCCAACGACUACCGUCUAAUGGGCAAGCCAAAGGACCUGAAGAAACCGGAGAAGCAGUUCAAGGUGCAGGCCACUGCGCGUCCUCCGUCACCUUUGAACACGGGCCGCGGGGAAGCUGGCCCCUCCAAAGACACGGAACCAGAGGCAACGGAACCUAUGAGUGAGCCGGAGCCUGUGCUGCAGAAGUCUCCGUCGCCACCUGUUCCACAGAAGGCUCCGUCGCCAACAGCUUCCGCUCCACCAGAGCCAGCCACCGAGGAACCUGCUCCCCAAACGGAGGCCACUGAAGAGGCCUACUAUUAAGUUACGUUUCAUAAUUGCUUGUUUUUAUCAUUCUGUUGACACGCGACUGGGAGUGGCACAUGUUUUAAAUUUCCAGUCAUAGCAAUCAUAA
Drosophila erecta is the source of this 963-nucleotide messenger RNA. RefSeq names its product cilia- and flagella-associated protein 20. Gene Ontology annotation, biological process: positive regulation of cell motility; regulation of cilium beat frequency involved in ciliary motility; cilium assembly. The record is from RefSeq and is a predicted model, not a curated record. Bases 39 to 872 code for a protein of 277 amino acids. Lineage: Eukaryota; Metazoa; Arthropoda; Insecta; Diptera; Drosophilidae. The transcript has 3 exons. Gene Ontology annotation, cellular component: motile cilium; ciliary basal body.